AUGAGCGACUACGGCGGCUGCGACGGCGGCGAAUACGAGGACUACGCAUGGUUCUAUGUCGAGGAGGAGUACAUUGUCGCCGACGACCUCGCCGAGCACCAAGUACCCUCACCCCCACCGAGCGACUAUGUCGACGACGACAUGCGGGACGACUGGGACCGCUACGAGUACUUCAACGACCUCGACUACGCUUCAGACUGCUAUGAAGAUGGCAUCUUUCAAUCACACGACGCCAAGGACUCGAAGAUUGGCCAGAAGCGAAAGCGCGCGACCAAGAGCAGUCGCAGCAAGAAAAAGCUCAAGACGAGUGAAAGCCCGGAUCCGAUCAAGCCAUUUGUGAAGGCGCACUCACCAAUCGUGUGGCGUUCACAGCGCGACCGAGUGCAGAAACCGCGGGUGCUCACGCAACCCACCGAAACGUUUGCGCUGUUUGGGGACUGGCGGGAGAGGUUCGGAGACACAUCACCCUGGGACCGGCCGUCACAACCGGCCAAGUCACCAGCGCCACUAGGUGAUGGAGUGUCUGAGGCCGCGCUUUCUGCCACCUCAGAGCCACUGGAUGAGGACGCACUGGCCGAGGACGAAGACAUGGAGGAAGACGGAGACAUGGAGAUCGGCCAGGAGGCAUUGAUGGCAGCGCUGCAGAAUCAACUCGCCGCGGCUGGUGGUCCUCUCAGCGGUAUGGAUCCGCAGCAACUCCUGCAAUUUGCGCUGCGCAUGGCGGCAGGCAAGGAUGCGGGAGACGAUAUUGCCGGCGAGAUGGCAGACGCCAUGCUCGGAGGCGAGGGAGAGGAAGACGACGAAGCCAAAGAGGAGCAACUGCUAUCGUGGGUCGCACAGCAGCGGAAUGCGAACAAGGACGCUGCAGCAACCGAGCCUGAGUCGCCAGAAGCCAGUCGAGACAGCAACCGGCCUCCAACUCCUCCACUGUCCCAAGCGAAUCGUAGUGUGAAGGAUGCCGACACCAAGGAAGAGGAAGGAGGAGCGAGGUCCAAGACGUGGACGGCACAGGAGACGAAGCCUGUGGCGUCGAACAAGCGGAAAGCAGAAGAUGAGGAGGAGGCCAGUGGUUCCUCCAGAACAACCAAGAGACGGGUGACCAGGUCGUUCAACGCGCCGACAGCUGCGAGUCGGGCCAAGGCAGCGCCAGCGACCACACAGACGAGGAAUACGCGCUCGAAGAAAUGA
Parastagonospora nodorum SN15 is the source of this 1188-nucleotide messenger RNA. RefSeq lists its product as hypothetical. The record is from RefSeq and is a predicted model, not a curated record. NCBI's taxonomy places the organism in Eukaryota, Fungi, Ascomycota, Dothideomycetes, Pleosporales, Phaeosphaeriaceae. The transcript has a single exon. The coding region runs from base 1 to 1188 and encodes 395 amino acids.